Molecule: messenger RNA, 2031 nt
Organism: Chara braunii
Lineage: Eukaryota; Viridiplantae; Streptophyta; Charophyceae; Charales; Characeae
Source: the annotation of a GenBank genome assembly
GCCAUCGCCUCUCUCUCUCUGUCUGUCUCCCGGCAUCGCCACUCUCUCUCUCUCUCUCUCUCUCUCUCUCUCUCUCUCUCUCUCUCUCUCUCUCUCUCUCUCUCUCUCUCUCUGGCGCGUGCGCGCGCGCGCACGUGCGUGGCCGCCGUCGUUGUCCCAUCGACAGUACACGAGGAAGGCCGGCGCACUUGGUGAUUGCGAGACCCUGACAUUGACAAUGUCACCGACAAGCAGAGACGCAGUCCCCGCUCGAUCAUCGCCCAUUGCGGGAUCUCCGCAGGGGACGCCCGAUCCUCGCCAAAGCGUGGAUCGAUCUCCAUGUGCAGCGCGGGGGUUGUUGGGCGUUUCACCGCACAUCGGUGGUCUGGAGGUCCGGUUGGGGAAAAGGCGCCUCGGUACCGUUUCGCAUGCGACUGACAGCGUCAUUGCCCUGGGCGUGACACCCAUUUCGCCUUUCGAUGGUGUGUUGGGGGCUUCUCCGCCGGGUGUGGCCGGGGUUCGAGACGCGGCCGCGUAUGGAGGUGUGUAUGGUGGUCCGUUGCUGACAUCCCCACUGCUGCCCAGACGGCUGGACUAUGCGGCCACGAUUCCUUUAGCACCUGUAUGGUCACAUGCGGUGGCCCCGCCGUGUCCCGCUGGAGGCGGUUCUCUUUCAGGAGAUCGCAGCGACGCAUGGCGUUAUCCAACCGUUUCACGUCCACGUAUCGUCGGCGCGGCGACGGGUUCGCUUGCGGUGCCGCCUCAGGCUCCCUUUGUCGCUCCAGAUUCCACACCUCCGUUUGACGAUGUGGAUAGUUGUGCGGCAGUCGGCAGCACGCCGUGUUCGGGCGGCAACAGCAUCGUGCGAGUGUGUGUGUGGGAAGCAUGUCGGAGACGAUUGUACGCUCUCCGCGAUGCUAUGGCCAAUGUGGGUGACCAACGCGGACCAGUCAGCGACGUUAUUGAUCGGCUGCUCCACUGGUCCUUGCAAGCCAUCCGUGCGGAGUUUGGUGACGAGGUAGCAGAUGUGAUUUCUUCUUCGUUGCCAUCUCGGGUGUGCGGUCGAGAUUUCACGUUGCGGAUGUGCUCGGUGCACAAACCCACAUUCUACAAGUUUAUGCGCACAGAACCGAGGGGGGCGGAGGGGUGGAAUGCGAAGGUCGUACGGCAGGGCAUAAAAUAUUGCAAGCUUGCCAUUGACACUGUGAUGCGCCGUGGUGAGCCAGUGACAUUGAUGGUUGAUGGUCGAUAUGACUCUGCCAGAGACGCGCAGCAUUGCAUUGUCACCACGAUGAAGUACGAGACUCGGCUUGUUGUGGGUGUUCACACUCUCCGUCCGAAGAUUGAAUGCAAGGCAUCGAAUACGCUUGAGGUGCCAGCCGUCGUGCAACUUUUGCGAUGGCUGAUGGACAAGGCGUUGAAGAUCCGGUGCGUUAUCUCGGAUGAUUGUGCCACGCUGGGACCAAAGUUACGAGCUAUGAACAUCGAGUGGCAGAAAGAUUGCCACCACAAAAUAAAAAACAUUCGCAAGCACUUCCACAGUAUGCUGCAACUGAAGGAAGCGAAGAAAGUGAGCAGCCCGCACGACUGUGUGUCAGAGGCGCAGUUUAUGCAGUUCACGAAGAAGCGGCUAAAGGAGGCAUUGGAGCAGCGUUUCGGACUUGACGGCCUCACACUUGUUGAGGAACGGAUGAAGAAAUCGGAUUUCGUCGCUGUCGUCAUGCGAAAGAUAUACCCCUACGGAUCGAGGUUGAAUGCUCGAGCGUUGGCGACUGAUCCAAACGGCUUGACAGAGUAUCAUGCGCAUGAGGUUGGGAUGUGGUUCCUCUGCGCUUGCCAGCUGUGCAGGGAGGAGGUCGAAGACGCCGACAGUCUACACCGCGACAUCAUGUUGGUCGCCGAUCAUUAGGCUGGUGAUCAUUCGGGACGUGUCAACGGUAGGGAGGUUUUGUGCAAGAAGGUCAGUGGGCGUGCACGAUUGCCUUUGUAUAGCCGCACGGACACGGUCUACGAGCUCGUUCUGCGUGUUCUCGAUAAACAAUGCAACACUAA